GCCAAGUCAUGACUCGGCGCGCCAAAAUUAUGAGUCCCUAACGUAGACGUCGGCACUGGUCGUAGACGUAUAAUACAGCAACCCGACACUUGAACACAUUGACAAUGUCGCCGGCAAUCACAAAGAAUGCUGAAUAUGCCAUAUUGCCAGAAUCUGCUGGUGUCACAAAUUACAUUCGAGACAAUUUGGCAGCGCCAGAAGACUCUACAGACCACGUAUUAGCUCUCCAAGUAAUUCACAGCUUACGACACGAACACAAUUGGACUGCGCUUGAACUCCAUACGAUAUCUCCUUUAUCGCCUUUUACUCUACUUCCACGUCCCCUGGUCUCGGGUCUCCCACCCCACAGAUUGUACAUGCACCCAGAUGAGCAAAUUGAGCUACUGAAAGAGGCAAAGAACCGCAAGAAGGAUGCAGAUGCAAAGACGAAAGAAGGAGAUGAGGACAACAAGGGAGCCGAGACUUCCAAAAAAAGAGUCGCAAAGUCUGGUCAGCCAUCUGGCCUGGACUUGCAAGCUGAGCCUGAGCGCGAAUGGGUGUUACCAACAAGAUUGAAUGAGAAAUGGAGCCUCAGGCGCAUGGCCGAGAUAUUCGACACAAUAGGGAUCAUACCUCCUGAAAAUGCUACGACGGAUACACUCCAAGUUCAGAAAACUGGGCAGAAGACCACGGCUGAAGAUGCAGCCUCGACGAAGAGCAAAUGGAGGACAUGCAAGAGAGUGCUGAUGGCUAUUGUAGAUCACGACAGCACGAUCUCCUAUUAUAUUGUGCAAGAGGGCCUUGUGAAACCACGACAAAACUGAACUGGAUUUAAAUAUUUCAGCCAUGCGCAACUUGGACUGAUACCCCUGGCAUCACAGUGCGCAAUAUAUGCGACAAUGGCCGCUGGACAUGGAAGACAAUGACACUUUAGGGCUCUCGCGUUAGGAAUAUUGAGUAUCUGUAUGACGGAUGACGCAGACAUGGAACAUUACCUGCUCCACUCACAGUGAGCCAUCAUGCCACUUUCGACCGAGGGGAUAGCAGUCGCCCGUGAUGUUCGCUUGAGCAAGUCUUGGUCAUCACUACCGCUGGCUAUUGUCUAGGCGAUGGUG
This is a messenger RNA of Pseudovirgaria hyperparasitica, 1094 nucleotides long. RefSeq lists its product as uncharacterized. Gene Ontology annotation, cellular component: tRNA-intron endonuclease complex. The record is from RefSeq and is a predicted model, not a curated record. Gene Ontology annotation, molecular function: nucleic acid binding. Gene Ontology annotation, biological process: tRNA-type intron splice site recognition and cleavage; tRNA splicing, via endonucleolytic cleavage and ligation. The transcript has a single exon. The coding region runs from base 105 to 803 and encodes 232 amino acids. Lineage: Eukaryota; Fungi; Ascomycota; Dothideomycetes; Acrospermales; Acrospermaceae.